UUGUUGACAGGAAGCGUGCGAGGCGAAAUCACUACAGCCGCUCUGUGCUCGUUGUUGAGCCCGGCUGACACACGGAGGAGUCCCCAGUCGUUCGUCCCCUCGUCGGUGUGCGGACUUAAACUAUGCUUUGUAAGAUCGAACCGGGGCAAAGAUGCAAUGGAGGUCAAUAGUAGUCGGCCUGGUCGUACUGAGACUCUCGCUCAGCUGUGUGCUGUGGCUAGCCUUCGGACUGGGACCUAGCGUGAGCUGGGGAUUCAACUUCCAACUCGGUUUCAAUUUGCACAAACUAGACCUGCUGUUCGGGGAAGAGAAGGGCAGCGACUCGAGGGGCAACUCGUGGUCCCAGCGGAUCCACGGCCACAGGUAUGAGGAGACGGCGACCAGCUGUGCGAAGCCCGAAGAGGACUCCCCCCAGAAGAGGUCCUACCUGAGCUUGUUCGACGGCGACCAGGACGAGUACGUCCGGAGGUACAGCUCGUUCCCCGACACGCUCAGAGCCAAAAUGAAGGACAUGGCCAAAGACAUGUUCUACUUCGGAUAUGACAAUUACAUGAAGUACGCGUUUCCCGAGGACGAGCUGAAUCCCAUUGACUGUGAGGGGAGGGGACCCGACGUGCUGAACCCGUCAAACAUCAACAUAAACGAUGUCUUGGGGAACUACUCCCUGACAUUGAUCGACACCUUAGACACUCUUCUGGUGCUUGGCAACGUGACCGAGUUCCACAGAGCCGUCAAGCUGGUUAUAGAUACUGUAUCUUUCGACAAGGACUCGACAGUGCAAGUUUUCGAGGCGAACAUCAGGAUCUUGGGAAGCCUCAUCUCGGCUCACAUCUUGCUGACUGACCCAAAACAUCCAUUUGGCAAGGUGGGCUUUGAAGGUUACGAUGAUGAGCUGCUUCACUUGGCUCAUGACUUGGCUGUCCGCUUACUGCCGGCCUUUGAGAACACCAGCACAGGCAUCCCAUACCCCAGGGUGAACCUGAAGACGGGCGUCCCUCCUGAUAGCAUCAAUGAGACUUGCACUGCAGGAGCAGGCUCCCUUCUCGUGGAGUUUGGGAUUUUAAGCCGCUUGAUUGGCGAUUCCACAUUUGAGUGGGUAGCCAGGCGAGCUGUCAAAGCUCUGUGGAACCUGAGGAGCAAUGAAACCGGUCUGUUAGGGAACGUAGUUAAUAUCCAGACAGGCCAGUGGGUUGGCAAGCAGAGUGGUCUUGGAGCUGGUAUGGACUCAUUCUACGAGUAUUUGCUAAAAUCCUACAUCCUGUUUGGUGAAAACGAGGACUACAGGAUGUUUCAAGCUUCUUACGAGAGCAUACAGAACCACCUGAGGAGAGGGAGAGAGUCCUGUAAUGAAGGCGAGGGUGACCCGCCUCUUUAUGUCAAUGUGAACAUGUUCAGUGGUGAAAUCAUGAACACCUGGAUCGACUCCCUUCAGGCCUUCUUUCCUGGGCUGCAGGUGCUGAAUGGUGAUGUAGAUAACGCCAUUUGCCUGCACGCUUUCUACUAUGCCAUCUGGAAGCGCUUCGGGGCGUUGCCGGAGAGAUACAACUGGCAGCUGCAGGCCCCUGAUGUGCUCUUCUACCCCUUAAGACCAGAGCUGGUAGAGUCGACCUAUUUGCUGUACCAGGCAACCAAAAAUCCUUUCUAUUUGCAUGUUGGAAUGGAUAUUCUCCAGAGCCUUGAGAAAAAUGCCAAAGUCAGAUGUGGGUACGCCACUCUCCACCAUGUCGUGGACAAAUCCAAAGAAGAUCGCAUGGAGAGCUUCUUCCUCAGUGAGACCUGCAAAUACCUUUAUCUGCUGUUUGAUGAGGACAACCCACUUCACAAAUCCGAUAACAGAUACAUCUUCACCACAGAGGGCCACGUUGUGCCUAUAGACAAGCGUUUCAGGGAGAAACAGUGGAAUAACUUGUUUCCGUGCGAGGAGGGGGCGCUGGCAGAAAGGGGGCCCAACAGCCGGCCGCUUCCCAGCAACAGCAGCAUCUGUAACAGGAUCCCAGAGGAGCGACGAUACACUCUGCCAUUGAAGAGCAUUUACAUGAGGCAGAUCGAUCAUAUGGUGGGACUUUUCUAACUACGAGUAUGUGGCGACAGUGGCGUGAACUGGCAUUCAGUGCGCCUCCUGAGGCGCAGACGCAGUGAAGUUACAAGAGAUCCGCUGUUUGUCAAAAUCCCCGUCCCCUCUGCUCCACUUCUCGGGGAUCCGGACAGAAAACUGACACACUAAAGGAAACCCAGGGAAAGCAGUUUGAUCACUUGCUGUAUCGAUUGAAGGUGUGUGUCGGGAUGCUUUUGCUCUCGGGUGUGUGAGCAUGUUGUGAACAAAUGCAAACAACUUUGUUGUCAGAAAAUGAGGAAUCAUGCUUCCCUGCUUUUUGGCUGGUGAUGGAUUGAGAUUGUGGUUUUAGAAAAAACUGUUUCUGUGGAACAAAAAAAGUCUGUUAAGGUGUGUGUGUCUGUGUUGAAAUGACAGCUAAGCUGUGAAUAAUGAUAAUAACGUGUUAAUGGGAACAGUGGCAUCUAGCCACACGUAAAAUUUAUAGCCUAUAAAAACUCACCUCAAAUUUUUUUUUUCUAAACGUGAUUAGUGCCUCUAUGCAUUUGACACUUGACUACAUCUGUGAUUUUAUACAAGGGCUGCACACUAACAGAUAAUAACAGGUGACAACUCAUGCAGACACUAUAAAACCUUGCGUCCUGUGAGGUUGUAACACAUUUUAAGAUCGUGCCUGUAAGAACUUUGCCGUUUUUUCCAAAAUGUUAAGAUGGCUCCUGUCUCUCUCACGCUAGAACAAACACUUUCAGAAAGACUUCUGUCUUCCUUUUGUUUUGCACAGACAACACAAACCCAAACUGCUUCCUUCCUUUUGGCUGUUAACACAUUUAUGAACAUACUGAUGAAAACUGAAGUGUUCAUCUCUCAGGCUUUUAGUUCCUCAAUGUCUUACAAAGGGCAAACAGAUGUGCCAUGACUUUGUAUGUAAGUGUGUGAGUGUGUGUGUGUAUGUGUGUGUGAGAGAGAGGUUCAGGAUGAAUCUUGUUGUUUUAAAGUGCCUUCACAUUGUCUUGGUCUGUCUGGAUGAUGUACAGUGCAUAUUGGUUGUGGUUGACAUUGUGGAGUUGUUGUUUUUUUGAAGCCACUGUUGAUAUUGCACAAUUGAUGUCAUUCCAUGUGUAUGUACAGUUUUACACUGAUUGUGACAGAAAGCUCCUUUUUUAAAAGACAUGAUGGAACAAGCCAUAAAACUUUUUUUUUUUUUUAAAUAUUAGUAGGCGAUACAUUUUGUUUUCACUCAUUUUUCUGUCAGACAUAUUUAGUACAUAGACUCUCCUGCAGAGUCUCUGAUGUAUUAUUAUUUUUAUGAUUUCUUUUAGAGAAGCUGGAAGUUAUUAAUUGCUGUUUCUCUUUUCACAUAAUUGCACAUCAUAUCUAUUAAUUAUCAUGUGGUGAGAACUCAGGGUUUAAUUAAAGGAAAAACAAAAAGCAAUGAAUGCUUUGAUUUAAGAAAUAAAAAAAACUUUCUUGAAAUGUUUUUGCCUAAAAUGUCUUAUGAUCGCCUUAGUUAUUUAUAUUGCAAAUGUUACAACUUUUUGAUCUGAGGUUGAAAAAUGGCUGUGCAGUCGUUCUGUGAACAUCCAUUCAUGUCAUUCAACAAACAGAAAAGUAUACGCUGUCUCCUAAAGACAUCACUUCACUUACAUCGCUUCACUGGCAUCGUCUUUUUAUCAAGUGUUUGUCAACCUAAACUACUUCAGGCGACAGCAAAGACAUGUCUGAGGUUUCAGAAUGGUUGACAUCGCACCACCCUCUUAGUCUUGGGGUGGCGUUUUGGGGGAAAUGCGCUUUUUUACCUUCCUUUUUGAGAGUCGGGUGAGAAGGUCGGUUACACCGGCCUGGGCCUAUGAUUCGGAAAAGCAAUUUAUGGGAGCUGCAUGCAGAUUGCAAAUGUGAGCUGCAUGCAGAUUGCAAAUAAUGGCAACAUUAUUUUCGACAAAUGUUUGUUGCUCAGACAUUGCAGAUGAAAGUCUUGCAGGUGUGACGUUAGCUUCGAUUAGUAAAACACAUCAAAACUUGCUAAAUUUUCUGUGGGUAUAGAACAGAGCAAAGUACAUAUAACAUCUGUUACUUUGUGCUAGUUGACGCAUUGCUGUCAACCGCUGUUCCCAGUGUAUAUGCUAAACCAAGCUAACUGUGUAGCUUCACAUUGACUGUACAGACAUGAAAGUAACAUUGAUCUUGUUUAAAACUAUGUAUUUCAGAAAAGGUCAAACUAUUAAUUGAAUCUGUGAAAAAAAAAUUGUGAAAUGAAUAAAUGACAGAUCAUGAACACUGAA
Molecule: messenger RNA, 4332 nt
Organism: Scophthalmus maximus (turbot)
Lineage: Eukaryota; Metazoa; Chordata; Actinopteri; Pleuronectiformes; Scophthalmidae
Gene: edem1
Product: ER degradation enhancer, mannosidase alpha-like 1
Exons: 12
Coding region: 152-2071 (639 amino acids)
Biological process (GO): mannose trimming involved in glycoprotein ERAD pathway; carbohydrate metabolic process; endoplasmic reticulum mannose trimming
Cellular component (GO): endoplasmic reticulum; membrane
Molecular function (GO): mannosyl-oligosaccharide 1,2-alpha-mannosidase activity; calcium ion binding
Source: RefSeq, a predicted model, not a curated record